CUUCACUUUGCGACCGCCAUACCCCGCCCGUGCCGCCGCCGCCGCCACUCCGUGGAUCGCCUCGCACACACGAAGCAUCCAAAGUGACUUUGAUACGUAUAUUGACUAUAUGUUAACUGUGCAGCAUCACGAAACUCCGUCCGCAGCAGCACCAGCCUCUGCGCCGCUGGGAUUUCUCAUCCGCCUGCCGACAGCCGCGCCAGCUUCCGUGACGCCGUCGGUCGCGGGGUUGGCACAUUCGAAGCCCCUCCUCGCGCCAGUCCCUCACUCGAGUGCACCGACCCCUCCACAAGCACCUCCCGUCAACUAUUCGAGCGACAACAAUUCAUCCGAUGCGGACGACUGCAGUUCGCCGUCGUCUCGCUUUGGUGGCGACAAACGCGACUCGAAGCGGUCGACCAAGUCCAAGUGUCCGCCUGGGCUGCGCAGUGGCAAGUGGACCCCUGAGGAAGAGGCGUUCACGAACAAGAUGAUCCACUUUUUCCGACUCGGACUGCUAGACAUUGAAGACGGCACGUCAUUGCGGUGGUAUCUGUCCAAGAAGCUCAAUUGUGAAGCCAUGCGCGUGACGAAGAAGCUCAAAGGAAACAGUUCGAUCGGGAAGCAGAUCUUUCGCGCACUCGAGAGCACCGCGGAGACGGCCAAGUCGAUCCAAAAAGCUGCCAUGGAGCUGCAGGUCCUCGAAGAUGAGUUUUUCACAUCGCUCGCCAUCAAGCCAGCCAUAGCACCGAAGACGCCGAUUCCAUCAUCUGGUCGACAGAGAGGAAGCUCGUCCGCCGACACAAAGUCGUCUGCCCAUCACAGAACGUCGAGGUCUGUGCCAGACCACAGUGACGAGGCCGAGCUUCUCCUGCACUUUUGCCUCACAGCCCAUCGCGGCGAGAAGCGGAAGCGCGUGGACGAGUCGGUCGUGUUCCUGGUCGACUCGUUUCAAUAGCCCAGACGCACCAGCACAGCAGAUAGCUCUUAGUAACAUAAACCCACCGUCCCCAUUUCAACCUCCUCC
This is a messenger RNA of Aphanomyces invadans, 1006 nucleotides long. RefSeq lists its product as hypothetical. Lineage: Eukaryota; Oomycota; Saprolegniomycetes; Saprolegniales; Verrucalvaceae. The coding region runs from base 110 to 937 and encodes 275 amino acids. The transcript has a single exon. The record is from RefSeq and is a predicted model, not a curated record.